Molecule: messenger RNA, 1308 nt
Organism: Triticum urartu
Lineage: Eukaryota; Viridiplantae; Streptophyta; Magnoliopsida; Poales; Poaceae
Source: RefSeq, a predicted model, not a curated record
UGAUCCAUCGGCAUACGCAUGGCGGUAGCUGGAGCCGGGGCAGCGUAUCGCUUCCACCCGCACGGCGCCGGCUUCGGCCGCUCGAUGGCGUUUCCCCUGCCGCCGGGAUCCGGCUGCCCCUACAGCUCCGGAGCCUCGUUGAGCUCUGCCGCCUUCGGUGCGGCCACCGGGCCCGGGGUGCUUCAGCAGGAGCUGGACGUCCUUGACUACUUGUCCGACGACGGCGGGGUGCCCGGCACGGCCGGCGCGCCGCUGCCGGUUGAGGCGGCGGUCGUGCCGGAUGUUGGCUACUGUGAUCAUACGAGUAGGGCGGCCGCGGUGGCGGCGAGCGGCAAGAUCGCGUUCCGGACUAGGUCGGAGGAGGAGAUACUGGAAGACGGCUACAAGUGGAGGAAGUACGGCAAGAAGUCUGUCAAGAACAGCCCUAACCCAAGGUAUCCAAAACGAACGAAUUCAUUUACUUUUCUAUAGAUCAUCAGAUUUGGGUUGGAAAAGUUUGGCUUGGGGUUGCAGGAAGGGAUUAAUUGGCAUGUACUAUAUAGCUCUACUCAUUUACUCAAGUGUGAUUGACCAUAAUUUGGGUGAAAUCGCUAAAAUUUUGAUGAGUUUCUUUCUCCAGUUCUCUCCCAUCCCGUGGUUCAUGAUUUCUAGCUGGUAGUUUCAUGGCCUAGUUUCUAGGUCAGCUGGUAUGGAUCAGGCUGAUUCUGUAGCUGGUGGACCAAUUCUGUUGCAUUUUGCUUGGUUCUUGCUUGGAUAAACUUCCUUAAGAAAGGAAAAUCUUGGCUAGCUUGUCGAUGGACGACCGUUUAUAGGUUAUUUAUUUGUUCUUAUUAUUAGUCCAUCCAAUCUACGUUUAGAUUCGUGACUUUAGUUUGAUGAUGCUGGACCCAAGUUCCUUUUUAACAGGGAGUCGUUUUUUUUAAACUAGGACAGGGAGUCGUUUUGGGAUGUGACCAAUUAAAGGGAAACAUAUUGUAUACGAUGAGAUCUAGUGUUUGAAGUAGCUAGGAAAAAAGAUGAUGAAUUCUCGGCAAAAAAGAAAAGAAGAUGAACUCAAGGUCUCAAUUUGCUAUUCUUCUGUCGAUCCAGAAAUCCCUGUUUGUUAAGCCGUCUAAGAUGUACAAUCAAAUGUAAAUUGCUCAAGAAAUCCUUAUCCUCGCUCGCUUGAGUUGUACAAUAUUUAAUGUAAGUUGCACAAAAAUAUGUGUAAUUCCAGGCUAAGAAAUGUGUGACUGCUCAAUUGCGAAAUUAGACUUUUUGAGUGUGGUUACUAAACAACAAUUUUUCAACAUAAAAUUUACACAUACU